ACUUCUCUACAUUUUCUUAAUCAAUUUAUCAACCAAAUCAAACGAGCCAUUACUAACAAAUGGACACCGAAUCUCCGUCCUUCGCCACCCCGGAAACCACCACUCCGGCUGCCACAUCCCCCCUCCCUGGCUCUCCAACCGCCUCCUCUUCGAUUUCGACCACUACCUCCUCCUCGAUCACAGCCUCCGUCUCCAGAGCUCAGACCGUUAUCGAGUCUCUAUCAGCCAUCAUCACAGACUUACCAUCCCACAUUGCCUCCUCGGACGACCCUGCUCAGGACCUACUCCACAACGAGAAGGUCGCCACGCAGAUCUCUGAUCUCCUCCGGCAGCCUGGUUCUGGCGCUGGGGACAACCCUCUGUGCCGUUGGCUCUACGACACCUUCCAGACCACCGACCCGGCACUCCAACUCGUUGUCCUCCAUCACCUCCCUACCAUUGCCGGCACGUACCUCUCCCGGGUUGCCCACGACAGGUCCCUCGCGGGGUUCGAGGCGGUGCUCCUUGCUCUCUACGCACAUGAGACGACUGCCCGAGGGGGCCAGUCGGUGAGUGUGAACGUGCCCGACCUCUCUCACCCGAGCGUUUACCAUGAGAGCAAAGAGCCCAGCAAGAGCAAUGCCACAGGCCUGCACCUUGCGGUGAUAUCCCCAAGCCUGGAGCCAUACGGGACAGUGCGGUCCACACGCAGAGCAAGGAUCAUCGGGGUGGCGCUAGAGCUGUACUACAGCAAAAUCUCUCAGAUGCCGAUCAGAUCGAAGACGGAUUUCUGCGAGUUCUGUGAGGUCUGGGCUGGACUGGACGGGAGUAUAUAUGAUGACGGCGAAGAGGACGACGAUGCCAAGGGCGGGAAGGAACACGAUCAAGCCGACGGAGAAGCCGAGUCGAGAAAAGAGAAAGGAAGGAAGGAGGCCGGAAGGAUAACACUGCUGUGGGAGCUCCUCCAGCCGGUGCUCCGGAUCCUUGGCCACUGCCUCCUAGGGCCUGUUCGGAAUAAAGAACUGCAGACUGCAGCUUCUGCGGCCUGCAGGAGCCUGUACACGAGGGCCCUGCACGAUAUCAACCCGAAGGCAAUCCUCGCGACUGAGAGCCUCCUCAGGCUGAGCAAGAUGUCUAUAUCCGCGGAAAAUGAGGCCGACCCGACCGAAAUAUCACAGAGCAACAUCAUCAUUCUUUAGGCUUUUAUUACUAGUGUAUCUUUGAUGUAAGCAGAAAAUCGAUUCCUUUCAAACCUUUUUUAUUUUAUUUUUGUUCCGUUCACUUCGCUUAUUUAUAUGCGGGAAACCUUGUAGAAGUCUUUUAAGAAUUCAUCCUA
Molecule: messenger RNA, 1315 nt
Organism: Punica granatum (pomegranate)
Lineage: Eukaryota; Viridiplantae; Streptophyta; Magnoliopsida; Myrtales; Lythraceae
Source: RefSeq, a predicted model, not a curated record